AUGGGCUCUCUCCAGGCGGCUGGUGUGGCACGAGAUGAAUACGACUACAUAAUCUGUGGUGGAGGCACUAGUGGAUGUGUGGUGGCUGCUCGACUUGCUGAGAAUGCCAAUACUAAGAUCCUGCUCGUUGAAGCAGGGCCCGAUUGCAAGGACAAUGAGAACAUCAAGAUGACUGGUGGCUGGAGCAAGAACUUCGACUCCGAGACCGACUGGAAUUUGGUAACACCUCCCAUGCCGGGUGUCGAUGGCCGCCAGGUCAAGUUGAGUCGUGGCAAGUUCCUUGGCGGCAGCUCUGGUGUCAAUGGCACUCUCUGCAUUCGAGGCACGGAAGCCGAUUUCGAUGACUGGGGUCUUGACGGUUGGAGCGGGAAGGAAAUGUUUGCAUACAUGCGAAAGUCUGAGAACUUUCACACCAAGGACUGGUUUCAAGCAGACGCAAAAGCUCAUGGUUAUGAUGGUCCCUUGCAUAUUGAGCCUCAUGACUUGGCUCCCAUCUCAGAGUUAUUGUUGAAGUCGAUGGAGAGUCAAGGUUUACCACUAGAUCACGAUAUGUUCACUACUGGUUCUCGUCCACACGGAUGUGGUCAUGCCCCGCGAACAGUCCACAAGGGUCUAAGGUCAACAGGAGCCGAUUUUGUAACCGAUGACUAUCACCGAGCUAAUAUUGAGAUUGUCGUUGAUACACUGGUCGACAAGGUCAAUUUCGACGAAAGCAAGCGAGCUGUUAGUGUUGAUCUGAUUGACAAGUCUGGUAACAAAUUCGCUGUCAAAGCCAGAAAUGAAAUCAUCAUCUCCAGUGGCGCGUACUGUUCUCCUCCAAUAUUGCUGCGAUCAGGUAUCGGUCCAAAAGAGGAGUUGCAAAAACUAGGAGUUGAGUGCCUGGUAGAUUCUCCUGGCGUAGGUAAGAAUCUUCUGGACCAUAUUAUUGUCUUCACUUUUUACGAAGUGACCAAAGACGGUUUGACAAAUGACCAUCUUGUUUACCACGAUAAUGCAGCUAUGGAAAGCUACAUGCUGUACAAGGAGAAGAAGACGGGAGUGCUUUCAACCUUUCCUUUCGGUGCCUUUGCGUUUGCUCGACUCGACGACAGACUGAAGGACGAGCCAUUGUGGCAAGAGGCUCAGAAGAAAGCUGCAGCUGGUAGAGAUCCCAUGGACUUGACCGAGAGUCAACCGCAUAUCGAGUUCUUCACGACGGAAUUGUACGGUGGACCGAAGCAGUACGACAAAUUUCCGAUCAACAAGAAAAGCGCGUUUGCCAUGAUCACAGAACUAUUUUCACCUCGAUCCAAGGGCACUGUCACCGUGAAGUCUACAGAUCCUUUUGAGAAUCCCAUCGUCGACUGCAAUUACCUGCAUGAUCCGCUAGAUUUGCUGGUCAUGAGUGAGGGUGUCCGUUUCGGGAAUGAGAUCGUGAUGCAAGGAUCAGGAACAAAGGACAUUGUGAAAGGAUCCUGGCCGGCGGAUUUGACGCACCAUGCUUUCACGAAGAGGGAGGACUGGAUCCCACAUGUCAAAAACGAAGCGACCACGUGCUAUCAUGCAGCUGGGACGUGCAAGAUGGGCAAGGACAAUGAUCCAAUGGCAGUGCUCGAUGCUGACUUGAGGGUACGUGGUGUGAAGGGACUGAGAAUCGCGGAUUGUUCUGUAAUGCCAACAUUGCACGGCGGUCAUACACAGAUGCCCGCGUAUGGUAUUGGCGAGAAGGCGGCUGAUUUGAUUAAAGCUGCUGCAUACUAG
This is a messenger RNA of Lithohypha guttulata, 1740 nucleotides long. RefSeq lists its product as uncharacterized. Gene Ontology annotation, molecular function: flavin adenine dinucleotide binding; oxidoreductase activity, acting on CH-OH group of donors. The record is from RefSeq and is a predicted model, not a curated record. The coding region runs from base 1 to 1740 and encodes 579 amino acids. The transcript is spliced from 3 exons. NCBI's taxonomy places the organism in Eukaryota, Fungi, Ascomycota, Eurotiomycetes, Chaetothyriales, Trichomeriaceae.